Messenger RNA from Anisakis simplex (herring worm), 1722 nucleotides. Lineage: Eukaryota; Metazoa; Nematoda; Chromadorea; Rhabditida; Anisakidae. The record is from the annotation of a GenBank genome assembly.
AUGUCGAAAUUAGUGGAACAUACAAGUGAAGAAGAAGAGAAAGUUUAUCAACUGGUAGAUUGUCACGGAGAUGGUAUUUUGAUGCCAUGGAUUAAAUAUGCUCGGCAAACAAAUGAUUACGGCGUAUUGGAUGAAUACCUAGAAACGGUUGUGAAGUCAUUUUUGUACAACGGUGGUAAAGGAAAACUGAUUUCAAUAUCAGAACUGGUCAUGAUUCGAAAUAAACAACGAAACGCCAUGUUAAGUGCGUUACUUCGCAAGAAAGGUCGAGGAAAAUGUGGUCCUAAUAUAUUGGAUGAUAUUAAUCAAGAAGGUCUUCAAAAAGGUGAUGUCAUUAAAGCCAUAAAAAUACUUGACGGAUGUAUAAAAGACAAUCGUAGCAUGAAGUAUCGAGAGCUUAUUUGGGAUAUUACUCUCAGAGGUCUUUCGCCACUGCAUCAAGCCAUUGUAAACGAAGAUAUUGAGAUGGUAUACUUUUUAUUGAAAAAUAAUGCCGAUGUUCAUCAACGAUGUUAUGGAUCAUUCUUUUGUGCCGAUGACCAGAGAGCAUCUCGAACUGAUUCACUCGAACAUGAAUGGGUUGACGUUGUCCAGAAUACUCGAUAUACUGGAAGCAUGUACUGGGGUGAAUACCCAUUAUCAUUCGCGGCAUGCACCAAUCAACACGACUGUUUUCGUUUACUUCGUGCCUUUAAUGCCGAUCCAAAUAUGCGUGAUACGAACGGCAAUACAGUUCUGCAUCUCGCUGAAAUGUUUACUUUGGCAUACAAUCUUGGUGCUAAGCUUGACGUAAGAAAUGAGCAAAAACUUACACCCAUGGCACUCGCUGCAAAACUUGCCAAAAAAGAGAUGUUUGAUUUGAUACUUGAAAUUGAAAGCGAUGUUUUGUGGAAUUAUGGACAAGUCAAAUGUACGGCUUUCCCGUUGGGUGAUAUCGAUUCUGUGAACGAACGCACUGGACAUUUAAAUCACGCAUCAGUGCUUCCACUUGAUAAAAGUCGACAUCUGGAUUUCUUAGAUGGAUUGUUGGAAGACUUGUUAGAAGCAAAAUGGAAUGCUUUCGGUAGAAAAAAAUUUUUAAUCUCACUCGCCAAUUACAUUGUUUAUGUGCUGUCAUUUUAUAUUGCGUUCAUGACUCGUAGAUUUGCCGUAAACAAAAAUGCUACGGAACAAUGGCCGGACCAAUUCAUGGCCAACGAAAAUAUGUCGGAUGAUUGGGCUUUAUCGUACGAGAAGCCCUCAAUGAUUGAAAUUGUGUGGGAAGUGAACUCAGAGGCAGAACAGUGUCACUUAUGGCGAUACGAUAACCACGAUACGACAUAUUCGCAAACAAUCCGCUUAACGUGCGAGUGUAUCAUUUUGAUAUUAGCUUUAACGCAGUCAUUCCAAGAGGUCAUCGAUAUACGCCGCAGUGGACAUAAACGUUGGUGGCGAGUUAUGAGCGCAUUUCCAAGUGAACUGCUGCAUAAGUUGUCAUUUGCGAUGGUACUCUUAAUCGUAGUGGUUCGAUAUGCGUGUAGUUUACACCCAAUGACAGUUCUCAUCGAAAACUUCCUCGCCAUUAUCGCAGUUCUAACGACGUCAAUGCAUUUUCUCUUUUAUUGCAGAGGUGUUAAAUUUGUUGGACCGUUCGUGCUUAUGGUCUAUAAGAUCAUUGUUGGCGAUAUUUUACGCUUCUUUCUUAUUUAUCUAAUUUUCGUCAUAGGCUUUUCGCAAGGUUAG